UUGUCAAAGAAAACACCUAUUCCAUCAGGCAGCAACAUGAGAGCAGCUGCAACGAUGAGUUUAACAUCAGCAAGUGGAUUUAUUGUCUUUCUUCUCUCUUUUACAGUUGUUCAGGGUCAGAAUGGAUGGGGAGUGACUUACACUUCUACUCAGAUCUGUGCCUUAAAAGGAUCAACAGUCGACAUGAGCUGCACCUACACAUACCCAUCCAAGAUAAGGAAACAGAAAACUAAAGUUGAGAAAACAUUCUGGUUUAUUAAUAGAGACAUUAAACCUGUAGAUCUGAAAACAGAGUCAGAGUACAAAGGUCGUGUGUAUUAUCCUUACAAUAAGAACGGCUGUUUAGUGAGAAUCUCAGACCUGAGACAGAACGACUCAGCUCAGUACAAGUUCAGGUUUAUAACAAACCAACCUGGUGGAAAUUAUACUGGUUCACCUGGAGUCACUCUGACUGUCACAGAUCUCCAGGUCCAUGUGACCAGUUCAUCAUCCUGCUGGAAUUCUAAUUGUGUCCAAGUAGAGCUGAGGUGUCACAGCAGCUGUCGUCUACCUGACAAUUACAAAUACACCUGGUUCAAGAACAGACAGGAAAUUCAGAGUGAAACAUCAUCUUCCUAUUUCACCUAUUUGUACUCUGAAGAUACCGUUUCCUGUGCUGUUAAAGGUUAUGAGAUGUUCUCCUCCCCUCCAGUGUUUGCUCCAACGGUUCCUUCAGUGUCUUUCAGUCCCUCUGGUGAAAUCAUUGAGGGCAGUUCAGUGACUCUGACCUGUACCAGUGAUGCAAACCCACCUGUUACUAAAUACACCUGGUACAAGAGAGGAAAUAAUCGACUUCAGUCAAGAGGUGAAGGACAGCAGUUUGUCCUCAGCUUCAUCAACUCCUCUGACUCUGGAUCAUAUUCAUGUGUCUCUGAGAACAGUCUGGGGUUGAAGAUGUCAGAAUACAUUUAUAUUGAUGUGAAAUAUCCUCCCAGACUUCCCUCUGUGUCCGUGAGUCCGUCUGGUCAGAUAGUUCAGGGCAGUUCAGUGACUCUGACCUGUACCAGUGAUGCAAACCCACCUGUUACUAAAUACACCUGGUACAAGGAGGAUGAAGACUCACCAAAAGCAUCAGGACAGAACUUCACCAUCACUGAUAUCAGAUCUGAACACAGUGGGAAUUAUUACUGUGAAGCCCAGAACAGCAGAGGACGACAGAACUCCACCUCACAUCUGAUCACUAUGUCUGUUACAGAGAGGGCAACGUUCAUAAUGAAUAUUAUCAGGCUGGUUCUGGUGUUUCUGCUUCUCAUGCCUCUGAUUUUCCUGAUUCUGUGGAUCAGGACGAAGAAAACCCAGGCUGUCAACACAGAAUUAAAGCCUCCAGAGACAAUAGAGUUGGACAAUUUUCAGAUCUAUGAGAAUGAACACAUUCAACGCAGAGAAGAAAGAAGACUCACAGGAGGAAGAAGACCUGAUGAGACAUCCAGUGAGGUUGAAUUAUCAUGUAUAUAAAAUUUGGUAAAUUCAUAAAUCCAUUUCAAAACUAAGCCCACAAUGUCUAAACUUUAUAAUACAUAUUUCAAGCUGUGGCUGAUUCACAUAAGCUUUCACAUUUCUGUUGAACACUGGGAAGGAGGAUGGACACAUCAAGUACAGAUCUAGAAGUCCUCCUCCUUUAUUUGGGGCAUUACUCAAUAAUUAUGAAUUGAUUGUAAUAAAGAAUACACUCAUGGAAUUAAAAUAGUUUGUAUUAA
Molecule: messenger RNA, 1736 nt
Organism: Sphaeramia orbicularis (orbiculate cardinalfish)
Lineage: Eukaryota; Metazoa; Chordata; Actinopteri; Kurtiformes; Apogonidae
Product: B-cell receptor CD22-like
Exons: 9
Coding region: 37-1494 (485 amino acids)
Source: RefSeq, a predicted model, not a curated record